Molecule: messenger RNA, 1635 nt
Organism: Fomitiporia mediterranea MF3/22
Lineage: Eukaryota; Fungi; Basidiomycota; Agaricomycetes; Hymenochaetales; Hymenochaetaceae
Exons: 6
Coding region: 1-1635 (544 amino acids)
Source: RefSeq, a predicted model, not a curated record
AUGUCUGUUCUGCCGGUAGCAUCAAGCCAACAUCUUACCUCGACUUCGUACUUCGACUUUCUUCCCGACGAGCUUAUUGAUUACAUCUGCCGUCAUGCCCGAGCUGUUCCUGCUUUGCCGAUUUACGAAAAAAGAUCUUCUUGGUUCUGGGAGCCCUCUUCUCGAUAUAUGUUGGAGAUGCGUUUCCUUCCCCCAACAGACCAUGUGGCGCUCCGACUCGUAUCCAAGCGUUUAAACAGAAUCGCCACGCCAUAUAUCUGGGAAACCCUAGACGUCCAACUAUCCCAUCAAGUCGAGCAAGCAUCUUACUUACGAGCAGCUAAGUCUCGCGGGGCGCUCGGUUGGAAGCGUUCUCGAAAAUCUGUGCAUAUCCUAGACUAUGUCGCAUCGCAUCCUGACUUGGCUUCUAUGGUCCGUAUCUUGUGUCUUCGCGUCUCCGGGUAUACUUUCACAGCGUUAGCAAGAGGAGAACCGGAGAAUGAUCUUGAGAGAUGUAUUGAAAGGCUGUUGACUGCGACUACUGGCUUGACGGCUUUUUGUAUCGACAAGGCUGAUCUUUUGACACCUCUCGCUGUCUCUCGUAUAAAAACCUACAAGACUUUGCGACUUCUGGAUCUGCGUACUGUAGGCUUUCGCGGUGCAGGUCUUCGCUUGCUUUCCGAGGAAGAACUGCCUAACGUCGAGUGGUUCGGCCUGAGUGUGUUUAACCUAGCGUACAAGUCGUUGAAACUACCGAAGAACUUGAAGAGAGUGUCCUUGCAUUGUGAUAGCAUGUCGACCUUCGUAAGGAACGAAGCUGUUGUUCUCGAUUCGAAUAUUUCUAUUGGCACGAUCGAGGAACUUGCGAUAUAUGAUAAACAUGGAGACGUGGCGUUGUUUAUGAGUAGACACUUCUUGAACGCUCGAGCUCGUAACCAAGCAGUCGCGUUGAAAGAGCUCUUCCUCGACCUAGAAUGGUGUCAUACAGCUCGCCUCAGCGAGAUCUUAUCAAACUUCCGUGGACGCGAAUUGGAGAGCCUAACGAUACGGAACUUGCAUCGAAUGACUCCUGCCGGGCUGAUGGACAUCGUGGCAUAUUUUCCAAAUUUGCGUCAUUUGGCGUUGUCAUCGAGUACGACAGAUAUUGUUGCGGCGUGGAUCACUGGAUGCUUCCAUGAUUAUGUUGACGCGUUACAGGGCGCGAAGCAUUUGGAAAGUCUCGAGUGGGAUAACUCUGCGCUGUGUUAUUUUGGCAAAGGAGCCGAGGAAAGCACGGAAGGAUGUAGAGCAAGCGUCGUAGGCGUCGUGAAACUCCCAAGCCUAAAAAAGUUGCGCCUUAUCUCAUUUGCGACGUGUACGGUUACAACGUGCGCCAUCCGAAGGAAAGAAUGCGGAGCGUACGGAGGGUAUGAUUUACACAAGUCGGAUAUUUUCGUUGACUUUGAGGCUAGUCAACAACUAAUAGCGAGCCUAAAUAAUUAUUUAAUGCUUUCGGUGAUGACGUGUCGUCAUGGUGUAGAUCAGGGACCGGCCGGAAGAAGCGAGAUCUCUCCGUUUCGCGAAAUUAAAAACACAGAAACGGCUGCCACUGCGGCAGCUGACAAAAGCCGUGGGCGCCAUGGGGGUCUGCGAAUAGACACGGCCUGGUAUCUGUAG